This is a messenger RNA of Vicugna pacos (alpaca), 2169 nucleotides long. It is a transcript of the gene TEX46, whose product is annotated as testis expressed 46. The record is from RefSeq and is a predicted model, not a curated record. Lineage: Eukaryota; Metazoa; Chordata; Mammalia; Artiodactyla; Camelidae.
GUUCAUCCGUGUUGCGGCAUGGGUCAAAAUUUCCUUCCUUAUUUAGGCUAAUCCCACAGCAUGUAUAUACAACAUUUUGUUUAAUUCAUUCAUCUGUUGAUGGAUUUGGGGGUUGCUUCCACUUUUUGGCUAUUGUGAAUAACGCUGCUAUGAACAUGGAUGCACAACAUCUCUUCCAGACCCUGCUUUCAAUUCUUUGAGAUGUACACCCAUGUGAAACUGCUGGAGCAAUUUAUCCAUCUGACUUUACAGUCAGGACCCUAAUCAGUAUUAAAUAGUAAGCCCAACAAAAUUAUCUUCCCCUAAAGCAUCAGGUGACCAACAAGUGGGCCAGUUAAAUGAUCUCCUAGUAUGACUGUGAACUAGCUUGCAGAAAUCUUUUUGCCUUGUUUCCAAGUUUUGGGUAACUUCUUUGUCGUCUCCCUCCCUAUGAAGGUAGGGGCUCUGUACCACUGGUCAUUUGAUUCCCAGUGACUGGGCCCAAAACUACUGUUGAAUAACAGAGGUAUCACGAAGGCCUAAACCACUUGGCUAUUGUGAGGAUGUCAUGAGAUUAUGCCUGUCAAAAUUUGGCACAUCACUAUGGCUGCUUAAGACAUAGAAGUAGUUACUAUUAUUGUUAUGCAGCAGCUGGGGGUAGGGGUUGGUUAUGACUCAGGGGAGGGGGCAGCCAUGACUCCUGUCAUGGAGGGCAACUGUCUUAGAUGGGGGACUGAAGCAGGGUCUCGGGGCCUGGGUGCUUCCAAGUCAUAAUGCUGGGGGAACUAAUGUCUCUUUUUAGGAGUCUCCACGGGAUACUUGCUUCCUCAGGCACCAUAGGAGCAUUGAUUGCUUGGCUGAUCAGCUAUAAGCCAGCCUUGUUUGGGUUCCUAUUCCUUCUGCUGUUGCUUAGCAACUGGCUGGUCAAGUAUGAACUCAAGCGCACCCCUUCAGAGCCCCAGCAGGAAGAGGCAGAGAAAUCAAAGACUUGCGAAACCAAACCCAACAGUCACUCCCUGAGCAUGAAAGAAGUCGAGAAACUGCAUGCCUGCUUUGCCCUCCAGGACAAGAUCCUUGAACGGCUCUUGUUCAGUGAAAUGAAGCUGAAGGUCUUAGAAAAUCAGAUGUUCAUCGUGUGGAAUGGAAUGAAUCACCACAAGCGGCCCAGCCGACGUCGCACUUUUCUGGCCGGGAAACACAGACUGAGGAGGCGUGAGUCCAUUCUCUCCAUCCUGUCUGACUGCACUUCCAAUUCCCCCUAACGCGGUCAGAGACGGUGGUGGGCUGGCCUCUUCUGAUGUUACCUUUUCUCAGUAAAGCCCAGUCAGAGACUGUUGGAUUCUCUUAGUAAAUCACACUGGAGAGGAGGAUUGGAGGCUCAAAGGUCGGUCACCUCUGGAAAAGACACCUGUAUUCACCAGGUCAGCCAGAUAGCGCCGUAUGACCCAACCUGACGUGGGCUCUAGUACCCAGCCCUUCCUCUCUUUCAGCUGGACCACCUGGACCCUGGUCCAGGGCCUUCUAUUUAUUCAUCUUGAGUCUUACAGCAGCCUCCCCGGUGCUGUCCCAGCCUCUAGUCUCCCCUUCACCUGCACUCAGAGGCCAAGCAUGGCUCUGGGCAUGUUCAUUGCCUGUUCCUGAGCCAACGCCUCACCAUUGUUGACAGAAUAAAAGCCACACUCCUUACCCUAGUAUUCAGGCCCUCCAUGGUCUGACUCCCUUCCCAGCCUUUUCUCCCCACCACUCUCCCUCACAUGCUUUAUUCUCUAUCCCAGAGUAUCCUAAACAUUGGUCAUUAGUGUACCACCUUGGUGAUUUUUGCCGUAACUGUAAGCCACUUGAAUGUUUAAUUCAAUGCUGUCCCUUUAAAUUGACUAUUUUUCCUUAAUAAAUUUGCCUGUAAAGGAAAAUAAUUAAAAAUAAAUAAUUUAUCUGUAAAACAAAACAAAACAAAACCAGUAUCAUUUGCUUCAAGUAGAAGUUAACUGCAAACUAAAGACAAUGAAAACAAAAUGAUGUUAUGAAGUUCCAUCCAGAGCUUGUUUGCCUGCUUUGAAGAUCCAAAUCUGUAAAAUUUGGGUUAAAAAGGGAGAUUAGCAAAUGUUAACAUUUGAAAGAUAUGCCAGCCCUAACCUGAGACUUUUCUCCAACAGGGAGAAUUGGGAAGGAAGUUACCUCACUGUGGGAUCC